Messenger RNA from Spodoptera exigua (beet armyworm), 2968 nucleotides. The record is from the annotation of a GenBank genome assembly. NCBI's taxonomy places the organism in Eukaryota, Metazoa, Arthropoda, Insecta, Lepidoptera, Noctuidae.
CAACGAUUCUGGGUGCAACUUUAUCAAUUUGUUUAUUUUUUAAGUUUAUCAUAGAACUUACGACUACGGCUAUAACCGGCUUUACAUAAAUAAAAUUAAUUAAAAAAACAAUGAGUUUUGUGUAAAGUUUCAAAGUAAUUCACAAAUCUGUCUUCCUAAAAUGGAAUGUUACGUGGUUAUAUCUUUUAUUGGUGAAGGAUCCUUUGGUCGUGUGUUCAAAGCAAAACAUAAAGAAACCGACGCUGUUGUAGCUUUAAAAGUUAUAAGGAAGAAAGGUAGAUCAGUAAAAGAUUUGAAGAAUCUGAGACAAGAAUGUGAUAUACAAAGGCAGCUGAAACAUCCAAAUAUAAUUCGUAUGAUAGACAGCUUUGACACAGAUUCAGAAUUGGUUGUAGUCACCGAGUAUGCAGAAAAGGAAUUGCACAGCAUCCUGGCAAAAGAAGGCUGUUUAAAUGAAGACAAAGUAAAGAAAAUUACUUGGGAUUUGGUCUCCGCUUUAUAUUAUCUGCAUUCACAUAGAGUACUUCACAGGGAUUUAAAACCACAGAAUGUGCUACUGGACAGUUCAGGACGAGCCAAGCUCUGUGACUUUGGUCUAGCCAGGAUCAUGACAAAUGCGACACAUAUUCUGACCUCCAUCAAAGGUACUCCUUUGUAUAUGGCACCUGAACUAAUUGAAGAGAAGCCUUAUGAUCAUCAGGCAGACUUGUGGUCCUUAGGAUGCAUAGUAUAUGAGUUGAUAGCGGGCCAGCCACCCUUCUGUACCAUGUCUAUAUGGCAGCUGGUGCGAAUGAUCAGACACAAGCCUGUCCAAUGGCCUAGUUUCAUCAGCUCAGAUGCCAGAUCAUUUUUACAGGGUUUAUUGCACAAAGAUCCAAUGAAAAGGAUGACUUGGCCAGAAAUUUUGGAACAUCCAUUUGUUUUUGGACAUGUCACCAUUCUUCCCGAAGAUGUACAAAGUGAAUCUCCUUUUACGAAACCUUUGUCGUACAGUCAACAAGAAGCUAAACAGCUUCAAAGGGAAAAAGUUUGUAGUAAUACUAGGACAAUACCUGAACCAAAACAGACCCCAAAAGAACACGAUUUACGUAAUGUAAGAGUAAUGCAGGCAAUGGAAUGUGUUCCAAUGUCGGAUGACGAUAGCGUCAGAGCGACUAGCGCAUUCAGUGUGCGAGAUAGUCUAAAGACAGACGAUGAGGACCAAUCCCACCCCAUAACAGCAGAUAAUGCGAAACUACUUCGACAUGAGUACAAUGUCCUGAACAACUCCAAUCUUGUUGUUUGCAACCUAGAAAACAAUAUGGCGCAACUCAUGGCAGCUAACAAAAAACAAUCAGAUCUUAACAAAAUGGAUAAGAUAGACGAAGAAAAAAUAAAUACAGAGAAACAUGCGGAAGACAAGAAGCCUAUUAGUGCUAGUGAUAGUAAACGGGAAUUACUAGAUGCGAAGCAAAAAGUCAAAUCUAUAGACACAGCAUCGCAGAGUUUGGAACACCCCAAAAGUUCGACAAAAUGCAGCAGUGAAGUUAGCUCUGGGCUCAGCAAAAGCGUCCCGCCAUCAUACAAACAGAAAAUAUUGCAAUUUUCCCGUGACAAGCUCAGAUUUGGUAGUGGAGGAAACAAACUAACACGAAGUAUUAAAAGAUCCUUCCACUUUAGUAGAAGUUGGGAUAAAAAUAAAACUGAUACGCAAAGACGUACCAGUGAGCCGACUAUAGAGGUUUCAAGUCUAAUCGAUGAUAAGGAAAAGUGUUCCAAAGAAGAGAAAGAUCAUGAUAUUGAAAAAUCUGAAAUUAUUGAAGAGAUUUCUGACGAAAAAGAAAUUGCUGAUAAUGAUAGAAUUCUUAAAACUGACGACAAGAGUGAUGUCAAGGAGCCAUCUUCGAUUGAAUUGGAAGAGUGGGAAGCAUUCCUCAACUCCAACAUCAGUGAAGUAAUGGAUGGAGACGUGGAAUCUCUCACGCAACUUAACAUGGUAAGCAUGGUGAUAGGCGUAGUAGGUAGUGCAGCUAGAGCGAGUGGUGGGGGGCGAGUUUGUGGCGCAGUGGCAGCUUUACUAGCCCUACCUGCGCUGGCGCAUACAUUGCCCAGACAUACCCUGCUCAAUAUACAAGAUGUGUACCUUGAAGCUAAAGUUGUUUAUAACUUUGUAGCUGCAAUCAAUACUCUCAUGAAAGACAGCAAAUACAACGAUGAUGGGGCUCAAGAUAGAUUACAGGGCGUGGGUCGUAUGCUGGAGGUAUGCGCGUGGCUGUGCGUGCGCUCGUGUCGCGGCGUGAGACAGUUUGCCACUGCACUCACCGCUUACAACGCGCAUCCCGUCUUUACUAGGCUUCUAAUGCACUAUUCAAAAUCACCGCGCAUUGUUCUGAACAUUGUGGGUCUUCUUAUAACGGUGCUACAAGAUCUUCCCGAGCACGCGGACGUCGUUGAAAAGAUACUUUUUGAUGAAGAAAAAUUCAACUUCAUACGUUUAGUGGAACAACCGAGCGAUGCUUUGAGAAUGAGAGUUUGUAUACUAAUUAGUUUGCUCUGUACAUUCUCGUGUACCGCGUUUUCCGUUGCCAUGGAAACGAAGUGGAGUAAGAAAGAGACUGAAUCCAUAGAGGCGUUACACACUCACUGUAAUGUGGCUCUGAAUAGAGCGGCGCGAUUGGCCACAAAAGAGCUUAGCAAUAUGCCUUUUUAUGUUAGCUAGUUAUGAUGGGAUCAAUAGAAAUUUACAGAUUAAGAUUGAACAAAUAUUAAGAUUUUUUUAUAAACAAAUAAUAAAUGUUGUCAAGCUUUAUAUAUAACUUCUUAACAGAUUAUAUAGCUAUUGUAACGCAGCUAAAGGAAAUUCUAAAUAAAAAAAUCGACCGGGAAUUCACAAAGAAUCUCAGUAGGUAAUUUGGUAAGUAAAAUAAGUAUGUAAUAUAUUUCAUAAUGAUCUUUUUUAUAAUUCGUAAUACUCGUCAUAUAAUUAGUU